This is a messenger RNA of Aedes albopictus (Asian tiger mosquito), 4381 nucleotides long. Its product is annotated as zinc finger BED domain-containing protein 4-like. Gene Ontology annotation, cellular component: nucleus. The transcript has 2 exons. Gene Ontology annotation, molecular function: protein dimerization activity. NCBI's taxonomy places the organism in Eukaryota, Metazoa, Arthropoda, Insecta, Diptera, Culicidae. Gene Ontology annotation, biological process: regulation of transcription by RNA polymerase II. The coding region runs from base 3305 to 4381 and encodes 358 amino acids. The record is from RefSeq and is a predicted model, not a curated record.
AUGACACAGACCUAGAAAUUACCUGUAUUUUAAUUUCCACUGAGUUUGAGAACUUUUAUAGACAACAUGUAGUUUUUCUGUUCAACAUACCAUGACUAUUAUUAAAAUUUGCAUUUAACACUUCGUUCAACAUUUCCUAUAAUACCUUUCAAAGCUUCUGCGCAAAUUUCUAUAUUUUUCAAUAACAUCGCUCAGGCCCGUAUUUAAGGGGGGGCAAAGGGGGCAAGUGCCCCGGGCCCCCCGAUUAGGGGGGCCCCCCAAGAAUCCUGUAUCACUAUAUAUUUUCUUCAACAGAACCACUGCACCUUAAUAGAAGAUCACAUUUUAUACAUGUUCUAAGGUAGUAGGGUUUAAUUUAAUCUGAAAUUUCACUUGACAAUCAAAAGUUUCAUAAUUUUUCUAUCAAAAUCCAAAGUUUCAUAAUUUUUAGUGCAAAAAUAUUUUGCUCUAUCGAUUAAGUUAAAAAAAUCUAUAUUUUAAUUGCUAAACAAUCCAACCGUAGAAUUGAAUAUUUCCCAGAAUGACUUUUUUGUGGCGGUUUUAAUGCUUGGUUGCAGAAAAUACAUAUCUAGUUCUCUCUUUUAAACAGUAUUCAAUAAUCAAGUAAAACGAAGCUUUUUUAUUAAAUUAUGGUAUACGUUUGGUAUAGUUUCUACAAACGUUCUUAAGAGUUCUAAUUGAAAUCAGUAGGAAAACUUUUUUAAGACUUAAAAUUACAACAAAAAACGUCUCUAAAAAUCAACUACUUAGUACCUAUCUGCAUCAGUUCGUUGAGCACAGAUUUUAUAAUGGGAAGAGAUUUCGUGGAAAUGUUCGGGUAAUUUGAGGUAGUUUUGGAAUCCUAAUUGCUUAAAACAUCUCGGAACAAUUUUUUUUAGUGUUAUUGCUACAGUUGCCCCCUAGAGUCCUAAUUUUGUUCAGUCGUAGAAUAUUACAAUCCAAACUGAACGCUAAGUUGUGCAAUUUUCAUAAAUCUUACAAAUUCGGAAGGAAGCUUAGAAUAUAUGUACAAUAUGAAUAAUAUGAUAUUUACGCUUUAAACCUAAAUGCGGCAUCUUGACAUUUUAGCAAAAAUAUUAAAAUAAAUUUUCGUAACAUUUUUUUCAGUUAUUUAAAUAAUGGGUCAAAAUUUUGGAGAAUUGCAUUGGAAAAGGUUUACUUUUUAAGGAAAACAGAGGAAUGCAAUAUUGUGGUUUUUAAUAUUUCAUUAUAAACAAUGUAGAAUGAAUCAUUUGAAUGAACGACACAGUUUUGUGGCUUAAUUUCUUCCUAAGCUAACAAGGUCAAAAAAAAAAACAAAUAAUACACCACAUUGAAAAAAAUAUGGGGUAUCGUAUGCAUAUUAGAAUGGGUCAACAAAGUCGAUUUUUUGGAACAAAGCUUUUUUUUAGCGUCCAAACAACUGUGCAAAAUUUGGGAGCGAUAGGUAGUUUUUCCCGUAUUCCGCAUUGCGAUUGAAAUUUGUAUGGAAUUUGGUAUGGGAAAACGUAAUUUUUUGCGUUUUUCUCAUAAAUUGAAAUUUUUCGUCUAAAACGAUCUAACUAAUGACGUUGAAAUAUAACCUAGGAUAUUCCGAAAAACUUUGCCGAAGACCGCAAAGUGAUCCGACACUUGUGAAAAAAGUUAUAACGUACACUACAAAUUUCAUUUAGCAAUACGAAUUUACUGAGUAUCAGCAAUUAUUCAUCAACUUGCUGAACCAUCCAGCAAUUUUGACAGUUGAUCAGCAACGUUGUGCUGAUACUCAGCAAAAAUUUUGCUGAAAUUCAGUAAUUUAUUUUGCUGAUUUUUUUGUGCUGAAAGUAUUUCCAAAAAUUUGGUGUGUACAGAUUGCCCGGUGAUGCUUAACUUUUAACAUGUGAAGGAAUAACAUCAAUAAUAAAAGUUACCAGGCGAAUAACUUUUUUCACAAGCGUCGUAUCACUUUGCGGUUUGCAGCAAAUUUUUUUGGCAUAUCCUAGGCUAUACUUGACCGUCAUUAGUUACAUGGUAUUAGACAAAAUAAUUUAACUUAUGAGUAGAAUGCAAAAAAGUACAUAUAUUUUCCCAUACUAACUCCCACACAAAUUACAAUCGCAAUGCGGAAUACGGGGACGCAGCCAAUCGCUCCCAAAUUUUGCACAAUUGUUUUGGACGCUAAUAUAGAUUGAAAAAGCUUUGUUCCGGGUUGAUACGAUCGUAUUUAAAGUUUCUCCAUACAACGUUGACCCUCUCUAAUAUAUAUCCAUAAUCUUAUUUUUGGGGGCCCACUUUAUAGGGUUUGCCCCGGGCUCCCUGAAGCCUAAAUGUGGCACUGACAUCACUUAACAAAUUGUUUUCUGCGCAUGAAAUUAAAGUUGAAUAGUUCGUCAUUGAUAAAUCGUUGGCAUAUGGGAUCACACAUGUCAUAAUUUGCAAAAAAUAUACGAAUUGGCUUUAAUUCAGAUAAGCUCAAUUUUACAUCAGAGCAUUUUUUUGCGUAGCUUUUAAUAUUUUCGUCAUAAUCAAGUAGUUUAUUUAAUUUUUAAGUUGAAGAUCGGCAAAAGUAUUAGUAGUUUACGCAACAAGGUGCACAAUGAAGAUUUUUACCGCACGAGUUGUACACUUAUCCAUAAAGGCUUGCCGAGUUGGAAAAUUACGUUUUCUGUCAUCUCUCCAAGGGGCCUCCACAUCCGUUUGGGCCCGGGCCCUCACAAUCCUUAAUCCGGGCAUGUGUAGCACUGUGAUCAUAUCUUGUACCUCAAUUGAUGAAUUAGCCAUCGAAAGAUAUGAUCGAAGCAAGGAGGGGCCAUGGUUGUGUCAAAUUCCGGAAAUAUUCUUCUACUGUAGGUAUAAACAUGUCAAUAAUGCCUCUGAAUGUUUCUGGAAUGUAUUAAUUCAUUACAGAUAUCCAUAGAAAUACUUUGGUUGCUUGUUAAGAAAAUUAUUGUAUUCUCGUUAUACAAAGUUGUGCUCCCACUUUCUGGGAAACCCUAAAUAUUAUACAGUGACAUCACCUAAUUCCACGGUUGAUUUUUUUUGUAUUUCUUUAAUAUAUUGAUUUCAGGAGUCAUUGAGUUACAUGAAAGGCACACUGCCUUGUAUCUCAAAGAGAAAGUUGAAGAGCUUUGCGCAAAAUUUUGAAUUAAACGUUCUCAAAUUUAUUCAGCAACUGUUGAUAACGGUCGCAACGUGGUCAAAGCAGUUGAUCUCAUGCAAGAAUGGGCAACUGAUGAUGAAGAUGCCGAGAACGAAUCGCUCAUGGUAAAUAUUUAUGCUGGCAAAUUUUACAUCAUACGUUGAAUAAUCUGAUAUUUUUUAGGGCGAUUCCGGUCAAGUUCAAGACAUGGAUGAUGAUGCCGCACACGAACACCUGGUACACCUCACUGAUGAAUUCGAAGAGUCCCUAAGAGAGCACAAAGUGGAGUGCAUUAGAUGCGGAUCACAUACCAUCAAUCUUGUCGUGAACGAUGUGACGAGUGCUUCAGAACGAGAUGACGAUGCUCUGAAGCACAUUGUAAAAAUUGUGAAAUCCUAUCGGAGAGCUGAAUACAAGAAAGCGUUUAAAAUCACUAAAACAUCCAUGCCACCGAUUCCCAAUAAAACUCGUUGGAACGUGUACUAUAGCAUGGCCACAGAGUUAUUGGAGAAUCGAGAGUUUUUCACCGAUAUGGGAUCGCAAUAUAAAGAACAAGAUCUAUCCGACUACUGGAGCUUCCUGGAAGAAUAUCAAGAAGCAUUCCAGCCACUAUACGAAGCGUCAAUGAGGUCUCAGAAAAUGGAAUGUGGAAUUAGCCAGUUCCACCUCGAAUGGCUUAAGGCCUUUGGGAAAGUUAAGUCUUUGAAAACGAACAGAUUCACUUCAACGGUCCUGCAAUCCAUGGCGAAGAGGCAGCAGACCAUGACGAGCAACAUUGCGUACAAAGCCGCUUUAUUCAUGGACCCCCGAUUUUCGUAUAAUGGCUCGGAACUCUUCAAGACGGACGAAAAAACUGAAGUAGUGGCUUAUCUUAUCGGCGUAUGGAAAAAAAUAAACGCAAAUUUUCCGGAUGUGAAUACGGAACAAACCUCCAAAUCUGAUACAGACACUGGGCCAAUGGAUUCGUCGUUUGACAUAAACGAUUUCUUCACAGAGUUGUUUGGACAGGGCACCUCUGCGCGAUCUCAGGCUCCGAACUCGCUGGAAGAAAAAUUGCAUCAAAUCCAGUACCAAGACCGAGUGAAUCCAGCGAAUGAAAACUUCAAUGUAAUUCACUACUGGUACACUCAGAAAGUACGGGAUGAAAGGCUGUGGAAGAUUGCACAAGUUGUGUACGCUGCCGCAUCCUCGCAGGCUGCCGUGGAGCGAGAUUUCUCUGCCUAUAACCUUAUUUUCACAAACUCGAGGAACAGGCUGGCAGGAGACACAAUCGAAAGUGUGUAA